AACUACUUGACGCCCAUGACGCCACGACGCUACACAGUUACCCGGAUGAAACCGAGUUGUUAUGACAACCACGGUAAAGCAGUAAACCGAAAGCGGCGCAGCGCACCGAGCGUUUCAUUCAUGGACGCGGGAGCGAACACGUACCUCAUUAGACCGAAUUAUAAAGACAAGUUCAAGGCAGGGGUGGCGAAAGAGCACAUCCGAGAAAUCCUGAGGGAGCAGCUGUAUGGAGUUCAGUACAAUCCCGAGGAGGUUCCCACGUUAUCCAGGUCUUUAGCAGACGCUAUUAAAAACAGGCUGAAAGACGUGGGCUUCGACAGAUACAAGCUCAUCGUGCAGGUGGUGAUUGGAGAGCAGCGUGGAGAAGGAGUCAAGAUGGCUGCACGCUGCUUCUGGGAUGCAGAUACAGACAGCUAUGCUCAAGAUAUAUUUAUGAACGACAGCUUGUUCUGCGUGGCCGCUGCGUUUGGUGUGUAUUAUUACUGAAGACACACAGGAGACGUGCCGAGGACCAAACAUAUGAUUGUAUGAGAUAUUUAAUAGCGUCACUGUUUUUUGCAUCAAUCACAUCCAUGUUUGUUUGUCUGAAUCGCUGUAUGUUUUUUUUUCUACGUUACCGUCUUUUGUCAAAGUUGUUAUUUUCAUCUUAAUAAAUAGUUAUAUACAAUA
Puntigrus tetrazona (Sumatra barb) is the source of this 669-nucleotide messenger RNA. RefSeq names its product dynein light chain Tctex-type 2B (gene dynlt2b). The coding region runs from base 16 to 486 and encodes 156 amino acids. Gene Ontology annotation, cellular component: cytoplasm; cytoplasmic dynein complex. The record is from RefSeq and is a predicted model, not a curated record. Gene Ontology annotation, molecular function: dynein intermediate chain binding. Gene Ontology annotation, biological process: microtubule-based movement. The transcript has 5 exons. NCBI's taxonomy places the organism in Eukaryota, Metazoa, Chordata, Actinopteri, Cypriniformes, Cyprinidae.